Molecule: messenger RNA, 1152 nt
Organism: Zasmidium cellare ATCC 36951
Lineage: Eukaryota; Fungi; Ascomycota; Dothideomycetes; Mycosphaerellales; Mycosphaerellaceae
Exons: 2
Coding region: 1-1152 (383 amino acids)
Biological process (GO): ubiquitin-dependent protein catabolic process
Cellular component (GO): proteasome regulatory particle, lid subcomplex; cytoplasm; nucleus
Molecular function (GO): endopeptidase activator activity; proteasome binding; ubiquitin binding
Source: RefSeq, a predicted model, not a curated record
AUGGCGACGAAUCCACUCAUCACAUUCAAGGCUGGCAGAUGCACGUUUGCCGGCCGCAAAGUCACCCCCGCCGACACCAAAGGCUACGUCUACCUCUACCACGAAGAUGAGCUACUUCACUUCUGUUGGCGUCCACGCUCAGCACCAGCCACCGAGCCCGAAAUCGACCUGCUCAUGUUCCCACAAGACGGCACAUUCUAUCCACUUCCAAAAGAGCAAGGCACAGAGGAGCUUCAUUCGCCUACCAACGGUCGCAUCUUCGUGCUCAAGUUCAAUUCGAGCAGCCAAAAGUACUUCUUCUGGAUGCAGAGCAAGGCAAGAGGUGAUGACCCCAGCUUGUUCAGUCUGAGAGAUCAGAGAAUCGGUCAGAUCAUCGACAGCCUCCUUCAGGGCGAAGACGUCGAUGUAGCGGGCGAGCUGGAAGAGGUUCGUCUCGGUGGAGACGGUUCUGGUCCGAACGGUGAUGCAGAUGCUAUGGAAGUGGACGGCGGACCAUCUCUGGAGAGACAGGAGACGGGUGGCGCUGGACAGGACGCAACUGGCGGCGAUCCGCGAGAAGAGGGCGAGGCGAGCAGAGAGGGAGGCGCGGACGGAGGCAGAGCUGCCGCAUCUUCCUCAUCAGCACCACAAGACACCAACGCAAUUGUACAAAAUUUCCUCAAGUCGCUCAAGGGUGGCGGUGGCGGAGGACAGCAACAAGCAGACAAGCCUUUCACGACCCUUCCGGACCUCCUCACGCCGUCUACAACGACGGCCUACAUCGCCAGCGCCUCAACACAGCAACUCGACCAGCUUUGCAGUUUCCUUCCUCCCGAGCUCUUCCUCCUAGCCCAAGAAUCUUCAUCGACAACAUCUUCAGCAGAGACGACGGCCGCCGCGGGCCAAGCAGCCAUCGAAGCACUAUCCACAAGUCAGAAGAAGGAGAUCCUUAACAAGGUUCUCCACUCGCCACAGCUCCAGCAGAGUCUUGGAUCUCUGACGGUGGCAUUGAGAGACGGUGGACUGCCGAUGAUUGGCGAGGCUUUGGGAUUACAGGUGGAGAACGGUGGUCUUAUCAGGCAUGGCAGCAUGCCCCUUGGUGGUGGCGAAGCGGUGGAAGCCUUCGUCAAGGGCGUCAAGAAGAGCGCAGAAGAGGAGUCGAGGAAGAAGUAG